AUGGUAAAACUGCCAAGUGAUUUCGUCUGGGGCUACGCGACAGCCAGCUACCAGAUCGAAGGCUCAGCCAGCGCAGGCGGGCGUGGACCGUCCAUCUGGGACACCUUUAGCAAGAUUCCGAGCAAGAUCCGUGACGGCUCGAAUGGAGAUAUUGCCACAGACUCAUACCGCCUAUGGAAGGAGGAUGUCGCGCUGCUCAAGUCGUACGGCGUGCGGGCUUAUCGGUUCUCGAUCUCGUGGUCGCGUGUGAUCCCCCUCGGUGGGCGGAAUGACUUGGUUAACGAGGAGGGAAUCGCGUUCUACAGGGGUUUGAUCGAGGAGCUCUUGAAGAACGGCAUCACGCCCUUUGUGACGCUGUAUCACUGGGAUCUACCUCAAGGUCUCGAUGAUCGCUACGGCGGAUGGCUGAACAAGGAAGAGAUUGUGAAAGAUUAUGUGAAUUAUGCUAGGUUGUGCUUCACGAGAUACGGAGAUUUGGUCAAGAACUGGAUCACCCACAACGAACCGUGGUGCAUCUCUGUCUUGGGGUACCAGAAGGGCGCUUUUGCACCGGGUCAUAAAGGGGACGUAGAGCCGUGGAUUGUCGCACAUCAUACGAUCCUUGCGCAUGCAUACACAGUCAAGCUCUAUCGAGAGGAGUUCAAGCCUACACAGGGCGGCCAGAUCGGUAUUACUCUGGACUGCCAUUGGCAGCUCCCUUACGACGAUUCACCAGCUAACGUAGCGGCGGCCCAGCGUGGCAUCGACUUUAAGCUCGGGAGAUUUGCAGACCCGAUCUACAAAGGUCAUUACCCCGCCACCGUAAAGGCCAUGAUCGGAGAUCGUCUACCCGAGUUCACCGCAGAAGAGCUCGCCGUCGUCAAGGGCUCUUCAGACUUCUUCGGCCUGAACACAUAUACUACCCAGAUUGUCCAGGAGGGCGGAGGUGAUGAGAUAAAUGGCAGAAUUACGGUUGGGUUCACCAGACCAGACGGGUCGCAGUUGGGAACACAAGCGCAUGUGUCGUGGUUACAAACAUAUCCACCUGGCUUCCGAUUGCUUUUGAACUACCUAUGGAAGACCUACGAGAGGCCGAUCUAUAUCACAGAGAACGGCUUCGCCGCCAGGAACGAGGACGUACUGCCUGUUGAGCAAGUCAUACAUGAUGUGGAUCGCGUUGAGUACUUCGAGGGGUAUGCCAACGCGCUCCUGCAGGCCGUGACCGAGGACGGUGUUCCAGUUAAAGGCUAUUUCGGUUGGAGUCUGCUAGAUAACUAUGAAUGGGCGGAUGGAUAUCUAACGCGGUUCGGCGUCACUUACGUCGACUAUGCCACGCAGAAGCGCACACCCAAGGACUCUUCCCGGGUGCUGAAGAGGUUCUUCGAGAAGCACAUCGAGGCGUAA
Molecule: messenger RNA, 1383 nt
Organism: Sparassis crispa
Lineage: Eukaryota; Fungi; Basidiomycota; Agaricomycetes; Polyporales; Sparassidaceae
Product: Beta-glucosidase 1A
Exons: 18
Coding region: 1-1383 (460 amino acids)
Biological process (GO): carbohydrate metabolic process
Molecular function (GO): beta-glucosidase activity
Source: RefSeq, a predicted model, not a curated record